UCAAAGUAGCCUUUCCAUAAACCCUAAACCCCGUAAUUUCCUCUUUCCCCCUUCAAUCCCAAAAAGAAAAGAAGACCCGAAUAAGCUAAUCAAUCAUCAUCAACCCAGAUCAAAAUGCAGCACGACGAAGUAAUAUGGCAAGUUAUCAGACACAAUCACUGCAGUUUUAUGGCCAAAAUUGAAACGGGGAAUUUUUGUCGAAACCCGUAUAACGUCACUGGAGUGUGUAAUCGGAGCUCUUGCCCUCUUGCUAAUAGUCGCUACGCCACCAUCCGUGAUCAUGAAGGAGUGUUCUAUCUAUACAUGAAAACUAUAGAAAGGGCCCAUAUGCCAAAUAAACUGUGGGAAAGAGUUAAAUUGCCUAGAAAUUAUGAGAAAGCACUUGAAGUCAUCGACAAACAUUUGAUGUAUUGGCCAAAAUUCCUUGUUCAUAAAACAAAACAACGAUUAACUAAGAUGACCCAGAUGCGAAUACGCAUGAGGAAGCUUGCAUUAAAAACGAGGGAGAAGAUAAUGACCACACCCAGAAAGGAGAAGAAAAGAGAGGCUCGGAGAGAAGAAAAGGCUGAAAAGGCCGCAGUUUUGGAUAAGAGUAUUGAAAAGGAAUUGCUUGAACGCCUCAAGCGCGGAGUGUAUGGUGACAUAUAUAAUUAUCCUGUCAAAGAGUACAAUAAAGUUCUUGACAUGGAAAGGCAGCAGGCUGCUAGUGAAGAUGAAGAUGAGGAAGGUGAGAUAGAGUAUGUCGAAGGGUACGAAGAACUUGAAGAGGAAGAAGAUAUGGAAGACUUAGGUGACCUGGCAAUAGGUGCAGAUGAUGACACUGUUGGAAUCAGCGAUGAUGAUGAAGAACACGUUACAGCUACUGACCACCAGAGGAGGAGAAAAGAAUAUGGCAUUUCUGAAAGGAAGCUUGAGAAAGAUGAAUCUGGAGCCAAGCAAAAGAAGAAAGCAAAAGUUCUUAUUGAGGUUGAACAUGAAGAUACAAGCGAGAGACAAACAAUGGUUCAAUAGAAAUGUGUGUUUUCUCUGCUCGUAUACAGACGCAUGAACCGGAAGAGCGAUCAAUUUUGCUUUGUUUUUCACAUCAAUGAGUUAAGCCGUAGGCUAGGCUGUUUGGAACAUGUUCUGGUAAGUUUUGAUCUUGUUUCAGAUGGAGGAUAUUUGGUCUUAUUCGACCUCUUGUACCAGCUCAUAAACUAGUUCAUCAAUUCCUUGUUCAACUCGGUACUAAAGCUUGAGAUGUAAUUGACGCAUAUGAAGUUCUAAAGAGCAAAAAAAAAAA
This is a messenger RNA of Coffea eugenioides, 1282 nucleotides long. Its product is annotated as protein MAK16 homolog A. The transcript is spliced from 9 exons. Gene Ontology annotation, biological process: maturation of LSU-rRNA; maturation of 5.8S rRNA. NCBI's taxonomy places the organism in Eukaryota, Viridiplantae, Streptophyta, Magnoliopsida, Gentianales, Rubiaceae. The coding region runs from base 115 to 1011 and encodes 298 amino acids. The record is from RefSeq and is a predicted model, not a curated record. Gene Ontology annotation, cellular component: preribosome, large subunit precursor; nucleolus.